AUGGCUCAAACUGCAGCGGAUGAGCAUUGCAUUUCAGGUCUCUUUCACUGCAAAGAUCGAAUUUGCAUCAUCUUCAAUAAAAACAUGGAAGAGGCCAUCCUUCCACCCAUAGACCCAACAAUUUUAAAGUAUUUGCAACCUGGUGAUUUCAUCAUUGGCGGUAUUACUUCUCAGAUUUUAAUGCCAGAAGAACAGAAUGACUUCACACAACAUCCCAGUGAACAAGUUUUUGGAGACACUCUAGUACUGGCUAAGAACUACCAGCAUGCGUUAGCUUUGGUAUACGCUGUGAAAGAGGUCAAUGAAAACCACCAGAUCUUACCUAACAUCACCUUGGGCUUCCACAUUUAUGACAGCUACUAUCUUGCACACUGGACCUACCACAGCACAAUGGAACUUCUCUCAACACACAACAGAUUUAUACCAAACUAUAAGUGUGGCAUCCAGAACAAAGUCAUGGCUGUCAUUGGGGCUCUUUACUCUGCAAUCUCCCUCUACAUGGCAAACAUCUUAGGUGCCUACAAAGUUCCACAAUUCACAUAUGGCUCUGUUCCUCUCACGAAUGAUAAAAGUGAAAUGUCUUCCUUCUACCAAAUGGUCCCCAAUGAAGACUAUGAACAUGCAGGGAUUCUCCACCUACUAUUGCACUUUGGAUGGACAUGGGUUGGAGUCAUUGCCAAAAAUGACAAGAAUGGAGACAGCUUUGUGAGGUCAAUAAGUGAAAUAUUUCCCCUGAGUCAUAUCUGUUUUGCCUUCAUAGAGAGAAUUGAGGAAAUGUACAUGAAUGAGCUUUAUGAAGCAAUGGAUUGGUUGAUUGGAAUUUAUAAUGUUUCGAUGCAGAGCAAUGCCAAGGCAGUGAUUGUCUAUGAGGAAGAUAUAAUUAUUUUCAGGUGGUUGUUGUAUCUACCAGGAAUGGAAGGAAAUAUAAUGAUGCCUGAAGGUAAAGUAUGGAUUCUGACUGUCCAGCUGGAGCUCACAUCAUUCCAUUAUCAAAAGAGGUGGGAUAUACAAACCAUGCAUGGGGCUCUGGCCUUUACCAGUCACUCAAAGGAAGUGUUGGGAUUCCAACAUUUUCUUCAGACCAGAAACCAUCUUGGGACCAAAGAAGAUGGUUUUAUCAAGGAUUUCUGGGAACAAACAUUUGAUUGUUCAGUUCAAAAUCAGCUGAUGGGCACAACAAUAGAGACAACCUGCACUGGGGAGGAGAAGCUUGAGAAUCUCCCAGGGGCUUUUUUUGAAAUGAGCAUGACUGGACACAGCUACAGCAUCUAUAACUCUGUCCAUGCUGUAGCCCAGGCUUUACAUGCCAUGCUGUCAAACAGACUGAAACAGAGAGGAAUGGUGAACCUUCAGGAUCAGGAGCCUUGGCAGCUGCACCACUUUCUAAUGCACCUAUCAUUCAAUAACAGUGUUGGGGACGAAUUAUCUUUUGACUUGAACAGGGAAUUGGUAGCUGGAUUUGAUAUUAUAAACUGGGUCACUUUUCCAAACCAGUCUGUUCAAAGAGUGAAAAUUGGGAGAGUGGAUCCACAGGCAAAUUCAUUCACCAUUAAAGAAGAUGCCAUCAUAUGGCACAAGAGUUUUAACCAGACAUUGCCUUUUUCUAAAUGUAAUGACAACUGCCACCCCGGUUAUAGCAAGAAAAUGAAGGAGGGGGAGCCAUUUUGCUGUUAUGAUUGCAGCCGAUGUCCAGAAGGGAAGAUUUCAAGCCAAAUGGACAUGGAUGACUGUCUUCAAUGUCCAAAUGAUCGAUACCCAAACAAGGACCAUGAUUUCUGCAUUCCUAAGAUAAUAACAUACCUGUCAUAUGAAGAACCUUUGGGACACAGUUUAGUCUUCUUUGCUCUUUCCCUUUCUAUCGUCACAACUCUAGUCUUAGGAAUCUUUAAGAAGCACCACAACACUCCAAUCGUCAAAGCCAAUAACAGGAACCUCACUUACACUCUUCUCAUCUCCCUCCUGCUCUGCUUCCUUUCUGCAUUGCUAUUCAUCAACCAGCCUGAGAAAGUGACAUGUCUCCUCCGUCAAACUGCUUUUGGCAUCAUCUUCUCUGUGGCUGUGUCUUCCGUGAUGGCCAAAACCAUUACUGUGGUUCUGGCUUUCAUGGCCACCAAGCCUGGAAGCAGGAUGAGGAAAUGGGUGGGGAGAAGACUGGCCAUCUCCGUUGUUCUUGGCUGCUCCUUUGUCCAAACAGGCAUUUGUGCUGUGUGGUUGGCAACCACUCCUCCAUUCCCUGAUGUUGACAUGGGCUCAGUGCCUGAAGAAAUUGUCUUGGAAUGUAAUGAGGGCUCCGUGACCAUGUUUUACUGUGUCCUGGGUUACAUGGGUUUCCUGGCACUUAUCAGCUUCACUGUGGCUUUUCUUGCAAGGACGUUACCCAACAGUUUCAAUGAGGCCAAGUUUAUCACUUUCAGCAUGUUGGUCUUUUGCAGUGUUUGGUUAUCUUUUGUUCCCACUUAUUUGAGCACCAAGGGGAAAUACAUGGUAGCUGUGGAGAUCUUCUCCAUUCUAUCCUCCAGUGCUGGGUUGCUGGGUUGCAUCUUUUCUCCCAAAUGUUACAUUAUUUUGUUGAGGCCUGAGUUGAACAACAGGGAAAUGAUAAGAGUUUAA
Messenger RNA from Elgaria multicarinata webbii, 2610 nucleotides. RefSeq names its product vomeronasal type-2 receptor 26-like. Gene Ontology annotation, cellular component: plasma membrane. The record is from RefSeq and is a predicted model, not a curated record. Gene Ontology annotation, molecular function: G protein-coupled receptor activity. Bases 1 to 2610 code for a protein of 869 amino acids. Gene Ontology annotation, biological process: G protein-coupled receptor signaling pathway. The transcript has 8 exons. NCBI's taxonomy places the organism in Eukaryota, Metazoa, Chordata, Lepidosauria, Squamata, Anguidae.